This is a messenger RNA of Carya illinoinensis, 1406 nucleotides long. RefSeq lists its product as uncharacterized. Gene Ontology annotation, biological process: potassium ion transmembrane transport. Gene Ontology annotation, cellular component: membrane. Gene Ontology annotation, molecular function: potassium ion transmembrane transporter activity. The transcript has 3 exons. The coding region runs from base 544 to 897 and encodes 117 amino acids. Lineage: Eukaryota; Viridiplantae; Streptophyta; Magnoliopsida; Fagales; Juglandaceae. The record is from RefSeq and is a predicted model, not a curated record.
CAAGUAACUACAAACUCUAUCUUUAGUAGUAUUUUGUUAGGUAUUAUUCUUACUUGUAUUUUGCUUUUUAAAAGACCCCCUUGAUGCUCUGUAAUGUUAUUUUAUAAUAUAUGCAAGCUUGGUUUAAAAAAAAAAAAAAAAAAACCGACGUGUUUAACGCCGGACAGCAGUUCUUCUUCAAGGAGCAGGAGCUCUCCGUCGAUUGGAGACCUCCGUGCUGACUCGUUUCUUGACCUCAUCUUCGCCGUUCGUUUUGUUGGCCUGUCUCUCUGGGAGGCAUCGAAUGAAGUCUGUACUGCAAACCCAGCUAUCUUCGCCUAAAGCUGCAGACUUUGCAUCUCUUUGUUCUUCUUGCGCUUCUGAUUCUUGCCCUGACUGUGCCGAUAUUACAGAGGAAGGUGAAAAGCUAGCUCCUUUGUCAUCUUCUGCUUCUUGUUCUUCGUGGUCGGCUUCGGCUUCCAUCUUUGAGUUCUCUGGAUCUGCAAGAGCUCCAGGUGGAGAACUCAACAGUUUCUUCUGCUGAUCUUAAGGUUUAGGACCAUAAUGGUCCUCAUGCAAAGGAGGCUAUUGCAACUGUUUUACCCAAUGGAGUUCGGUAGCUUGUUUCUAAGAGGCGGAAAAAAAAUGGCUUUAGAAGAGGCAUAUUGGGCACAUCUUCUUAGGAUUGCGAAUUUUCUACAAGAGGUGCUCAAAUUAUCUGGCUGUCGACAGAACCAUAGUUGGGGAAUUCUUAAAUUGGCCCCAGAGACCGGUUUUGGGUCGAGAUUGAAGUCUACAUUGGAGAAGCACAAGGUUUUGCAAAGAUUUCUUCUUGUUCUGGCUUUGAUUGGUGCUGGCAUGGUGAUUGGAGAUGGUGUGCUCACACCAGCUAUUUCUGACGUACUUGGAGUCCCAUAGCAGUCAGGACUACCGUAGUAGGUUGAUCUUGAGCAAGUAAAAGUGUCUUGAGAGGCACAAAGAGCAGGCAAGAGCAGUACCAUGAUUACACAAAGAAUACCAACUUGGUUUUCAAGUACUGCAAGCCCCAUAUCUUAAUGGCAAGGUUUCUUGAUAAACGAUAAGAUAAUGGAAGAAAGAGACCAAAACCAAAGCUCUAAUUAAGAAGCAGACAGAGUUGCAGAAGAAAAUGGACGAGGAGGUUAAGAGAUGGGAAGCAAAGAAUCGUAGUCCAGCAUUUAUAGUUAAGGAAAGGUCGUGUUGGGGUGAGAGUUAGGCACCUUUUCUCUCCACUUAAAGAAAAGGGAAUAUUUAUGCUUACUUGCCAAACAGAAAGGUGCUUAUAGCUAGGGAAUGCGAUGGAGUAGGUCCCCUUAAUAUUGACCCCCCGAGACCAUUUCUGCAAUAAAAAUCAAUGCAUGUUUAUCUGUUAUGCUAAUAGAAGGAUAUGUUUGGGAAUUCUUUGCCAA